UAUUCUGAGCAGGACCAAGGAUCACCUGUUUCGUCUCAGAGGCUGUCGAAAUGGAUUGUUCCAACCAUUUCGUUGGCGUACCAACUUUCAAAGAUGGACUUUUGUUCCAAGGGGCCAUUCUACUAGAGCGAUGUCAGCUUCCUCCGCUUUUGCUGCGGGUGUCCCAAUCCAGGAUGUCUGUAAAGCAGCAACUUGGGCUAUGCCUUGUACUUUCGCGAAGCACUAUCGCCUUGACAUGCGUGCCAGAAGAGACUGUUCCUUCAGGAGAGCUGUUCUUUCUGCCGUUCUUCAAUAGCAACACCGCCCACCACCGUUUCUGGUUGGCAAGUAAAAUCAGGGUGGAGAAAAAAAUGAAACUUCUGUUUUCAGUUGUCUUUAUUUGCCUGUUUCCUCAAAGCAAAGAGAUUCCAUUAAGUAACAACAAUGCUGGCCACCAAAGAACAUUUGAAGACAUUAAGAAGGAAAUAGCUGGCUAUGCAGAGAUUGCCAAGAAAAUUAUCAAUCUUGCUGUUUAUGGCGCAGCCCAGAAUAGAUCCUAUGAAAGGCUUUCACUUUUUGUGGACACCAUUGGGCCAAGACUGAGUGGUUCUAGAAACCUAGAACAAGCCAUACAGUAUAUGUACCAAGCCUUGAAGACGGAUGGGCUGGAAAAUGUCCACUUGGAGCCAGUAAAAAUUCCCCACUGGGAAAGGGGAGAAGAAUCAGCAAUGAUAGUGGAGCCAUACAAUCACAACAUGGCUAUUCUAGGGCUUGGUAGCAGCAUUGCAACUCCUCCAGAAGGCAUCACAGCCGAGGUCUUAGUGGUGUCUUCCUUUGAUGAACUGCACAGAAAAGCGCAGGAAGCUCGUGGAAAGAUUGUUGUUUACAACCAACGUUACAUCAGUUAUGGAGAAACUGUGCUGUACAGAAGUCGAGGAGCAGUAGAAGCUGCUAAAGUGGGAGCAAAAGCAUCUCUUAUCAAGUCUAUUACUCCAUUUUCUAUUAAUAGCCCCCACACUGGGAUACAGUCAUAUGGACCUGAUGUACCCAAGAUUCCCACCGCCUGCAUUACAGUGGAAGAUGCUGAACUGAUGGCUCGCCUGUCUUCUCGAGGCACUAAAGUUGUUGUGACACUGAAGAUGGUGGCCAAAACCUUUCCAGAUGCUGAUUCCUUUAACACUGUUGCAGAAAUAGUUGGCAGUAGAUACCCUGAGCAGGUUGUACUGGUGAGUGGACAUCUGGACAGCUGGGAUGUGGGGCAAGGAGCCAUGGAUGACGGUGGGGGAGCAUUUGUAUCCUGGGAAGCCUUAUCACUCAUCAAGGAUCUGGGGCUACGUCCCAAGAGAACUCUCCGUUUAGUACUUUGGACUGCAGAGGAGCAAGGUGGAGUAGGAGCUGAACAAUACUACAAGCUGCAUAAAAGUAACAUCUCUAACUUUGACAUUGUUAUGGAGUCUGAUGAGGGAACGUUCAUGCCCACUGGCCUGGGUUUCACAGGCAGCAAGGAAGCUCGUAACAUCAUGAAGGAGAUCAUGAAACUGCUACAGCCCAUCAAUGUUACCAGUGUUUUUGAAAAUGGUGAAGCGACUGACAUUAAGUACUGGAUGCAAGAUGGAAUACCAGUCACUUGGAAUAGUCCUGAACCAACAGUCUUUGAUUCAAUUCAAUGGUCCUACUGAAAUGAAGCCAGCUCCAAAAACAUGAGCAAGACAAGCUCAACAGGCCCUUCCAUUAGAGAAUCUACCAUUUCCUGGGCAUCAUCCACAGCUGCUGUUGUUCUUGAUCCUCUUUCUCAUCAUUGCUACCUCAAUGACAAGCCAAGAGCAAGGAGACAGUGGCAUCUGCUGAUCUACCUUCUCACUCCCUAGAACAAGAAGCAAAGCCACUCCAGGAGUCUCUGGCAGGUGUCUCACUCCUGAGAUAUGAACUCUCAGCUGUCAUCUUACCUUGUCCCAAUCCCUGUAACUGCACUUCCUCUCACCCAUCCUUCUUCCUCUCCCUUUCUGCUGUCUUCCUAUCCUUAAGAAGGAAAACUUAUACCCUUCAUUACCUAUUGGGAUUUUUAAAAUCCUGAAGCAAGGAACUGUAAACCCAGGGCAGCCGGACCAUAAGCCAUGGUGGGUGGGUUGUUGUGCAAACUUGCAUGGUGCUUUCAACUGAUGAUCAGCCCUCCCUUGACUUUAUUUCCCCUUCCUUCCUUUAGUCUUCCCAUGGAUAACCCAGAGGACACCAGGGAGGAAACAAUUUGUCUCCACUUCUCCAUUACAAUUGCAACCUAUUUUCAGCUCUCUCUAUCCAUUUUUCUCCCAGGGAUCAUGAUGGCUAGCUUAACAGGCAACCAUUUCAAUCCCUGUUUUAACAGCUGCUAACAGCCCCUUCAAAGUACUGAGGUGGCACCUUGCACAGACUGCUCAUAUCUAUAAUCCUUUUUUCCACCCAUAAUGUUAUCAAAUAUCUGCAGACAUUUUUAACAUUGUUGUAUUUUGAAAAUAUGCAUCUGCAACACUCAUGAAGAUCUAAAUCUGGGCAGCCUCUGAAAAGGUUUGGUUUGGUUUGGUUUGGUUUGGUUUGGUUUGGUUUGGUUUGGUUUGACAGCUGUCAAAACAAAAGUAGUUUUAUAAAUUACAGGGCUCCAUAAAAGUUGCACUGAGAGUGAAGGAAUGCUUGGAAAUUCAAAUCCAUCAUGUGCUAUAUAAAUAAGGACAUUGGAAGUAUUCAAAAUGGUGCACUUGAAAGUACAAGGAUCCCUGUACAAGUACCUGCAUGCAUUUGCAAGGCAGGUGGGGCUUGUAGGGAGCAGAUGAGAAGGGUGUUGCUUACAUUGCAAAUGUAAAAAUUGCUGCCACUUCUCUAAGUCUCACAAACCUUAGCUGGAACAGGAGAAGUGGGAGAUGAAGGUGUCGGCAGGCACAAGUCCCAGAAUGAUCAGUGAGAAAAUGGACCACAGACAAAACAUUGAUCUUUUGCAAGCGUUCUUCUGGAGUGCCCUGAACGAUUCAAUCCCCACUGGGGGCAAGCAGAGCAAUGCUCAUUCAUUCCUAGGUACACAUGGCAACACCAGGAUGUGGCUAGGUUAAGGAAUGAUUUGCAAAAGAAUCUGGUAAUCCAGGAUUGGCCAUACAGGGCCGGUUUGGGGACGUGUCCUGUGACUGACCCACAAGACUCACAAAACAUAGCUGAGAGAUCAGUACCUUCACCUGCUGAUGGACUCAGAUUCAUGGGGUUUGGGAGCAUAAAGAAGAAGAAAAGGUAGGUGCAAUAUUCUUAGUAAGGACUGGCCAGUGGUUCAGCUGAGGAAUGAUGAUCAGGAUGACCAGAAUCUAGACAGACACUAUCAUGAGCAGAGCAGAUGGAUUCUAGACCUUCCGCACAUGAGAAUGCUAAACUAGGAAUGUAGGCAGUGGCCUUAGACUGAACCAUAUCGUGACUCCAUGUAGACCAGUACUGUCAACACGAACUGGCAGCAGCUCCCUGAGGAUUCAGGCAAGACUUGCCUCCUGCCCUGCCCUCCUCACCCCCAGAACACCCACAACACUCCAGCGCCAUGGCUCUUUCUGUGCCAGCAGUGUGGGCAGAGGGAGGGCACUCCAUGUUUGGAAUCCAGCCUUAGAUCUCAGGGCAAGUUCUUCAGGCUGCUGCUCAGACUCCAAAUCCUUUCUAGCAGCUGUAGGGUUGAGCUCUCUCUUUUUAAAUUGCCUCCAUUUUUGCUGUCUCCUUAUCAUAUUAGGGCUAACAGAAAUAUGGAAGUCAAGUCAUGAAAACCCCUGAGCUGUGUGACUAAAAAUCAAUAUAUGCACCAUGUAGAGACUGUUGGUAGCUUCUCUGGAUUUAAUCAAACUCACUGUAAAAGAAAGUGUCAAAAUUGCACCUACAAGGCCCAUAACAUGGAAGGACAUUCCUCUUUUCUCUCCCUCUCUCU
Messenger RNA from Varanus komodoensis (Komodo dragon), 3898 nucleotides. RefSeq names its product carboxypeptidase Q (gene CPQ). The transcript has 8 exons. The record is from RefSeq and is a predicted model, not a curated record. Gene Ontology annotation, biological process: peptide catabolic process; thyroid hormone generation; proteolysis. NCBI's taxonomy places the organism in Eukaryota, Metazoa, Chordata, Lepidosauria, Squamata, Varanidae. Bases 51 to 1658 code for a protein of 535 amino acids. Gene Ontology annotation, molecular function: metallodipeptidase activity.